AAUGGGAAGGUGUCUGGGACGAGGCUCCGAGGCGAGAGAGUCCCAGAGUCCCAUAAAGAGAAGAGUUACGGCCCAGCGCCGCGGGCAGUGCCAGGGAUUGUCCCCGUGUGUCGGACCUCUGAAUGGCUGCCAUCGCUUUCAGAACCGGGGCACCGCGCAGAGCAGGGGACGGAGGGUUGGGUGGAGCAGACAGCCCCACCGCUCACAUAACGCCCAUAGGAGUAACCAGUAACUCCACCUGGGAGCCAGCAGAGAUCAGAUCAGAUCACCACGGGGGCAAAAGGGUCGCUUUGUUUUUGCCGAACACGUCCACGGGCCUCUGGAAGAAUGUCCUUUGUCGGGUGCUCCGGCCCGUUGGUUCUGCCCCGCAGACGUUGUAGCUGUGGGGGAGCGUUCAAGGCCGCAGCCCUUCUGCUCGAGAAGCAGAGAGGCAGGGAUUGUUUGUCUGCCCUCCGUCCUGGCACCGACGGCACGGCGCCGACCCGCUUCAACCCCUGCGUCCGAGCCGUAGCUCCUUCCGCCAUGUUCGACCGGCAGCACUACGAGAGCCCGCCCGUCUACAGCCCGCCGUCCAACAACGGCUUCGGCCCGGCGUCGGCCGGCAGCUACCACGGGCCCCAGAGCGACUACAACGCCUACCCGCCGCCGCCGGGCUCCUACUACAUGGAGGAGCGGCCGCAGCACUUCUACAAGCUGCUGUCGCCCCCCGGCAUCGUCAAGGUCAUGAUGGGCGCCGUGGCCGUGCUGUGCGUGGCCAUCUUCGCCUGCGUGGCCUCCACGCUCAUGUGGGACAUGCAGUACGGCAUGGGGAUGGGCUACGGCGGCUACGGCGGCGCCUACGGCGGCGGCUACGGCGGCGGCGGCUACGGCGGCGCCUACGGCUCAGGCUACGGCUCAGGCUACGGCUCAGGCUACGGGGGCUACGGCAGCUACUACGGCUCCUACGUCUCGCCGUACUCGGCCAAGACCGCCAUGAUCGCCAUGGCGGCCAUCAACUUCAUCGGAGCGCUGGGCUUCUUCAUCGCCAGCUUCGCGAAAUCCAACACGUUCCGCAGCAGGAAGUUCUUCCUGGCGCUGCUGGUGACCAGCCUCAUCAUGGCCGUCCUGCAGGGCAUCAUAAACAUCGUCUACAUUGUCGGCGUGAACCCCAUGGCUCAAGGGACCUCCGCUAUGAUGUACAACCCCAUGCUCAUGAUGUGCCAGAACCUUUACCAGACCAGCUACUCACAGAUGGGAGGAGUGGGAGGCUUCCCCAUGUACAACCAGUAUCUGUACCACUACUGCUUCGUGGACCCACAGGAGGCGAUCGCCAUGGUGUGCGGGUUCGUGAUCGUCAUCGCCUUGGGCGUCGCCGCCUUCUUCGCGCAGAGAACCAGAGGGAAGAUCUGGCGCUACGGGAAGCCCAACAUCUACUGGGAGGAGCCUCUGGUCGGAGGGAAGGCGUCCGAGGGCAGGGACGUGGAGGACUGGGUGAACAAUGUGGAGGAAAGCCGCAGCGUGCAGGACGCGCCGACGCUGCUGGUGUCCGAGAAGGGGGGCGGGCUGCUCAACGCCUCGGCCAACAGCGUCAUGGCCUGCCCCCCCCCAAAGGACGGCAGCUCCUACAACGGGGACCACUACGACAACAAAGAGUACUCGGAGAGGACCACCAGCCGCCCAUCGGAGGCCUUCUCCCACGCUGGGGGGAACAGCUCUAGCCCCUCGGAGGAGACGGGCGGCGGCCGCAAACCCUCCGCCAACCGGGGCAAGCGACGAAGGCGGAACCCGGAGCUGGACGAGUCCCAGUACGAGACGGAGUACACCACCGGGGGGGAGACGGGCAACGAGCUGGACGCCCACGAGUGGGAGAGCAGCUAUCCGCCGAUAACAAGCGAUGCUCAGCGCCACGAUUACAAGAGGGAGUUCGAUGCCGACCUCAGGGAGUACAAGCGGCUGUGCGCCGAAAUGGACGACAUCAACGACCAGCUCAACAAGCUGAGCCGACAGCUGGACACGCUGGACGACACCUCAGCCAAGUACCAGACUGUAGCAGAGGAAUACAAUCAACUAAAGGACCUAAAGCAGACGACAGAGUACCGGUCCAAGAAGAGAGAGUGUCGCCGGCUGAGGCACAAACUGUUCCACAUCAAGCGCAUGGUGAAGGACUACGACAAGAACCACUCGUGAAGCCACUGGGUCCCGAUGCGCAGCCCUGUGGUCCAGACAGGAGACGCCAGACACACUCCAACAAGACUGCACCACUGAGACCAAGGUUCCCUGCAUUCAGUGGACACGCACAUGCACACACACACACACGUACGCACGUAUGCACGCACGCACGCACACACACACACACACACACACACACACACACACACACACGUAUGCACGCACGCACACACACACACACACACACACACACAUGUACGCACGUAUGCACGCACGCACGCACGCACACACACACACACACACACACGUACGCACGUAUGCACGCACGCACACACACACACACACGCACACACACACACACACACACACACACACACACACACAGGGAACAUGUUAUACGUUGGUAUUAUUCAUCCAAACUCGUGCUUCCUCCAUUUUCAUGGAACGAUUAUGCAGCGAUAGCUAAGAAAAUGGAAGCAGCCCCUUCUUGUCGCUACGAGCUCAGUCCCAGAGGCCCGGCCACUGUUUGUGGUGUGCAGGAUCACAGGGUGUGGUGGCCCAACGCCGCUCGACUGUGACCCGACCUUCAGUCACCCGCGAUAACACUGUGCUCGCUUUCUGCAGCGCCGUUUGUUCUCCAGCUUUUCUUUAUCUCCGCAGAUAAGAGGUGGAACGUUGUCGUAGUGAACGCAGCCGUACGCUUCUGGGGCCGUAAGCUGCUCCUCUUAAAUCCCACACAGGGCGUUCUUCUUUUGUGUCAGUGUUUGUAAGUAACUCUGAUCUGAGUGAAGUCAAGUGUUCUCUGACGGCACCAUGUGUGUUUUUCCCGUCUCCAUAGAAACCAAAGGGGGCGAUACGGCCGGUGAGGGCGUGUGUAUUUGUAUUGUAUAUACCUUUAAUAAAUCCCUCUCAUUGUACUGCACCAACAAAUUCACAUUAAAGUUAUUUUUAUUAGGUUCACUGGUAUCUGUGAAGACGGUAUGUAAAUACUAAACAACACCGUAGGGCGUUUAUUAAUCAGCUAUCAUUCAAACUGUGCUUAAGCUCCUCAAAAGCUCAGAAAAGCCAAACAGCUAGUUGCUGGUGAUGCUGCUCCUCAACAAGCCCAGGAACAGCUGAGCUCCUCAUGAUUAAUUCUAGAAAAAAUCAUCUGUUGUCAUUUUGUAUUAAUCUGCUUCAUGAGCAAAAUGUUACCAUUUGUUCUUUUUUUAAAACUUUGAGACACUUGUGAUUUGACUGUGUGUGUUUUUUUUUAUGAAGAACAUUGUUUUGCGAGCCAUUUAUUUUUGUAUGAAUUCCUUUUCUUUUAUUUUGUAAUGGCAACCUUGUGUCUAAAAGGUUUUGAAUGUAGUAAAUAAUAAACAUUUCUAAUUCUCUAAA
Molecule: messenger RNA, 3528 nt
Organism: Betta splendens (Siamese fighting fish)
Lineage: Eukaryota; Metazoa; Chordata; Actinopteri; Anabantiformes; Osphronemidae
Product: occludin
Exons: 9
Coding region: 328-2166 (612 amino acids)
Biological process (GO): snRNA transcription by RNA polymerase II; bicellular tight junction assembly; positive regulation of transcription elongation by RNA polymerase II
Cellular component (GO): membrane; transcription elongation factor complex; bicellular tight junction
Molecular function (GO): cis-regulatory region sequence-specific DNA binding
Source: RefSeq, a predicted model, not a curated record